AUGAACCUUCAGUCAAACCACGGGACCAAAGGAGUUUCCACAAAAAAAAAAUUUGAGACCAAUAUCAGGUUUAAGGGUUUUAUUGGGCCUCACACAGAUAAAUGGGCUUUACCAUUCCAAUUUGCUAAAGCCGUUGUCGCUAUUAGCACAUCCUUCCAUAUAUUAACUUCGCUUGCAGCAAUUCCGAGAGAAAACAAAAAAAACCUCAAGAAUCAAAAUCCGACCAUGUCUGAUAUCAAAAAAAGGAAAAUAACUCAAACGACGAUGAUGGACCUGUCGUCAGAGUUGUUGGAAGAGAUACUCUUGCGGGUCCCAGCUAAAUCCCUUGCAGUAAUGAAACUCACUUGCAAGGAGUGUAAAACCCUAAUCGAAGACCCUAACUUCGUCGAGAAGCAAUUCUCCCGCUUGUGUGGACGUGAACAGCAACUCAUAGUCAUCACCGACGUCUCUGCAGAUUCCAGUUCAUCAUCAUCAGGUUUAAAAGUAUCUUGCAUCGGUAUCGAUUUCAACCGUCUCAAAGAACCUUGUUUGAAUGUCGAUGUUUUUACACCUGAGUAUCUUGUUAAGGCUGUGUUUGAGUGCGAUGGUCUUUUGGUAUGGGUCAUGAAAAAGAAUAUUUACAUCUUGAAUCCAAUGUUGCAUAGAGGAAAAGUUAUACCGGUAACACCUCGUCAAGGGUAUGACUAUUGCGACUAUGCGUACGGUCUUGGUUAUGUUGCAAACCCAUCAAGAACAACUGCAAGCUCUAAUGAUUACAAAAUAGUUAAGUUUAGUUGUCAUAGUACUUUUAAACUUGAUUUAUGGACGUAUGAUUUCAAAUCUAAAUCUUGGAAUGAGGUUUUGGAUAAAAGCUUUGAUGGGUUCUACAACUUUCCAAUCUCGAGUGUGUGUUUGAGAGGGACUCCUUACUGGUUAGGUAUUUGUAAGAAGCGUGGUACUACAAUCUAUUCAAUCCAGAGUUUUGAUUUUGAGAAAGAAUGUUUUGAGCCCUUAUUUCUUCCACCUACAACUUUUGGGUGGGAAGAUUCUGUUUCUUUAGGGGUUUUCAAAGUAGAUUACAUCUUUCUGUUACAUCAAUCAAAGUCGACUCCUAAGAUGAACUUGUGGGUGAAGAAAGAGCAUUGGGACAUCAUGAUGACUGUUGUUAUACCUGAACCUAUGAUUCAUCUUUGCUCAAGUUACUUGAUUGAAAACAAUAGCAAGCUUGUGAUAGCUGGUAGUCACUUUGAAACCAAUUCUGUUACCGUCUACAUUGGAGGGGAGAAUGAAGAGUCUAAGAAACUUGAAUAUCGAUGUGGCACAAAUAAUAUAAUCGGUGGUUGCUACUAUGCUCCAAGUUUGCUAAUGGUUCCUGGUUUUUCUAGGUGA
This is a messenger RNA of Eruca vesicaria subsp. sativa (arugula), 1368 nucleotides long. NCBI's taxonomy places the organism in Eukaryota, Viridiplantae, Streptophyta, Magnoliopsida, Brassicales, Brassicaceae. The record is from the annotation of a GenBank genome assembly.